Dromaius novaehollandiae (emu) is the source of this 3321-nucleotide messenger RNA. It is a transcript of the gene CBR4, whose product is annotated as carbonyl reductase 4. Lineage: Eukaryota; Metazoa; Chordata; Aves; Casuariiformes; Dromaiidae. The coding region runs from base 1665 to 2378 and encodes 237 amino acids. The record is from RefSeq and is a predicted model, not a curated record. The transcript has 6 exons. Gene Ontology annotation, molecular function: oxidoreductase activity, acting on the CH-OH group of donors, NAD or NADP as acceptor.
AGCCCCGCGGCGCGCUAAGAGCCGACAGCACGGUAUAGGUCAGAUGUGCCUCUAGCUGCCUAAGGCAGUAAGUGCUGAAGUUAUUUGGGUGCAAGACCUGUUGAUCCAUCUCUUCCAAUCUAACUACGUAAUAAAAACUACCCAAAAGGUCAGUCUUUUUGGUAGGGUAGUAGUGCCCAUUUUUCUCAUAAAUAGUGAGUUGUCUUCAUGCAGAAUAUCUUUUUAUAGGUGCCCUUUUGGAAGGGCCCCCACCUGAGAUGCAGAUAUUUAGUUCUCUUGCCACGCUUAGGCUGAAAGCCGGUUUACAUUUGCCAGUUGGGAAGCAGACACCUGGGUUGAUUUCAAGCACUUCUGCUUCCUUGUUAUUACAGAGAGGGAUCAGCUGCCCUUUCAGGCAAUAUCACACAAGACCAAAAAAAAAUAGUUAUGCAGUUAUGUAAAUUCAUGGUGUGCCUCUGUACUUAAUAUUAUGUGCAAUUCUAGUUAUCACAAAUCAAAAAUGAUAUAAUAGAACUAAGUAAGGCAUGGGAUAGGGUGACAGGAGCAAUGAGCUUGGACAGGUUUUAAGCAGAUAUGGGAUGGCUUCCAUACAUGUAAAGGUAGCUAAAUAGGCCUGAAAGAGGAUAGAGCGGGGGAAGGUGAAAUACAGAAGCAUAGUCUCUGAAGUUAUGAACUGCAAGAAGAUAGGAGGAAAAGUGUAUAGCAUUCUCUAACCAGAAAGCAAAUUGAGAACAAAAGCAAGUACUUUCCCACAAAUGAUGAAACUUGUUGCCCCAGGAUAUAUUGGCGACUGAAAGUAUAAUUGGGUUCAAAAGAGAUUUAUUCAGAUUUGUGGAAAAGAGGUUCCUUGCUAUUAAAUGUUACUGUUUGGACUCUGCCUCUGGCUCAGAAAAUCACUAAGCUGAUUGAUUUUUAGAGGUUGCAGAAUAAAAGAUCGUUCUGUACAGACGUUUUCUUCUUAACACUCUUUCCUAAGCAACUGUCAGGUUUUAUCUAAGCUAGCUAUUUCAUAACCAUUUCAGAUUUCAAUUUUAAAAAUCUUUCUUUGAAAGCAGAAACAAAAAGCUAAGACUGGUAAUGUAAACCUAAUGUUACUGAGUCAUGCGCAAGCGAUGCAUGCUGUUUGGAUGUCUUAUGUAGAUAAGGUGAUGUAUUAAUGUAAGAUAAUGUCCUGUGCACUCCACUUAGGGUGGAGUGAGACCUUGAGACCAAAUGUCUUUAGUACUGAAAUAGCGUAAGAACAAUAUAGUUACAACUACUGUGUUGGCUUUGAAUGGUUAUCGUGAUGCAUUAGUGAUAAAUAACAGCUGAACAGUACAUUAUGACCUUUAAAUACAGAAAUCAUAUUUCAUCAACUAAUUUGGAGUUACCACAAGACUAGUAUUGAAGUGCUAGAUUACAUGCAUAAUUUUUAUGGCUAGUUCAGAAAUACCAAUAGAAUGUAUUAACUUGCAUUUAUUUGUAGUAGUGGUGUCAUAUUUGGUUCAGCUGUUUAUUUUUUGGUGAAAAAGAAAAGUAAUUUUAUAAUCCAUAUUAUAAAAUGCUACAAAUUAAUGAAAGCUGUGAUGUUGGCAAGAACAGUGACUAUUAUGCUAUAUUGGGCUUGAAAUUCAUGUCAGUCACUCCUCUUUGCUUUAUUUGCAAUUUUUGAAUUAUAUUUGAAGAUGGGCAAAGUUUGUGCCAUUUUUGGAGGAUCACGAGGAAUAGGAAAAGCUGUUGCAGAAUUACUGGCCCAGAAAGGCUGCCGCCUGGCGAUUAUUGCUAGAAAUCUGGAGGUAGCCCAAACCACUGCACAUAAUCUUGGUGAAGGACAUCUGGCACUUAGCUGUGAUGUAUCCAGAGAACAAGAUGUCCAAAAUACUUUUGAAGAGAUGCAGAGGAAUUUAGGUCCUAUUAAUUACUUGGUUAAUGCAGCUGGGAUCAGCAGGGAUGGCUUGUUACUGAGAACGAAGACUGAAGAUAUGAUAUCCCAGAUUCACACUAACCUUCUGGGAACAAUGUUGACGUGCAAAGCUGCUGUAAAAAGUAUGAUUCAACAACAGGGAGGUGCUAUUGUUAACAUAGGAAGUAUUGUAGGAAUUAAAGGCAACUCUGGUCAAAGUGUGUACAGUGCUAGCAAAGCAGGAUUAGUUGGAUUUUCACGCUCUCUUGCUAAAGAAGUAGCAAGAAAGAAAAUUCGAGUCAAUGUGGUUGCUCCAGGCUUUGUUCACACAGAGAUGACUGCUCAUUUGGAAGAAGAUCAGUUGAAGAAAGCAGUUCCUCUCGGGAGAUUUGGAGAGCCUCGUGAAGUUGCACAAGCUGUUGUCUUUCUGCUAGAGUCUCCUUACGUUACAGGGAGUGUUCUAAUUGUAGAUGGAGGCUUGCAGCUUUUGACUUAAAUGCUAUAUCGAAUAAGUGCCAUACUGACAUGUCAUGAUGGUGCUUAUAAAACAUACACUAAUCAAAGGUAGGGGGCAAAAAACUUAGCUGAAGAUUGACAUAUGUAAUUGACUUGGUACCCUCUAGUCAGAGUGGUAACUCGUAAGUAAUAAAGUGCAGCAUGUAUGUUUAGUUGCCUGAAAAAAUCGACAAAGUCUGUGUAUGAAACAUAAAAUUAAAAAAGGUCUGGUUUGGAAUGAGGAUAGCUUUAAAUAAUAUCUUGAUAUAUCUUAAAAGCACUAUAUAUUUAUAAAGUCAUGUUUUCCAGUUUGGGGUAGCACGGAGAUUAUAUUCUGAAUUAUUAUGUUACACAAAAAUGAAUAAAAUGUGGAGGCAUGUUUACUGGUUGGCAGUUACGAUUGCAUCAAGUUUAUCAUGUAGGGAGAGGAUUGCGAACUGUUUAAUUUUUUAUUCUUAUCAGUACCUAGAAAAUUGGUUUCCUUUUUUGUUUGUUUAUAGCUGAAACUACAAAGCUAGAAGCUUCUAGAUCUCCAGCAUACCUGAAUUGCCUUUAGGAGAUUUAAUAAUACAUAAUGCACUUUUAUAAAGACAAAACCUGCUCAGUUCUGUUCUUAAAUAUGCAUACAGUGCUCAUGUAUUUCAGCAGCGCUUGAGGAUAUAUUGAAGGACUCCUGAUUGGUCAUUGGAGAUGUUGAUUUUGUAAUAUUCUGAGUUCAAACUGAAAAUACACUGUGAACUGUGCAGUUGCAGAUGUUCCACAUAAAAGGUGUGAAAGUAGCUGUGCCUUUUCACUGACUUGAAACAUAUUUAGAAACAAAUAACAAUUCCAAAGUGUGAAGUCAAGGUGUAUUGCUGUAAAUCUUCUUGAAAACUCAGUUCAACUGUGUUGUGCUGAUGUUCUUUAAUAUUUAUGUACAGUCAAUAAAAUAGCCAUUUAUCUUA